Molecule: messenger RNA, 642 nt
Organism: Armigeres subalbatus
Lineage: Eukaryota; Metazoa; Arthropoda; Insecta; Diptera; Culicidae
Exons: 3
Coding region: 1-642 (213 amino acids)
Source: RefSeq, a predicted model, not a curated record
AUGUGUACCAAGGCGGUGCAUCUCAAGUUGGUAACGGAUCUGUUCACCGAAAGAUUCAUCCAAGCAUUACGCAGCAAAGAACAUCACGAGACGGUAGCUAGCAAAAGUACCAAGGACGAAAUUCAGUGGCACUUCAAUUCUUCAAGUGCUCCACACUUCGGAGGUCUGCUGUGCAAGUGCGAGCAAGUGCUGAUCUUUGAAGACAUGAACACACUUCUAGAACAAGUUGAAGCUUGUUUAAAUUCAAGACCGCUCACUGCAAUAUCAGACGACCCGAACGAUUUGGAACCCAUAGCCCCAGGACAUUUCCUGACGGGAGCCUCGUUGCAUCAACUACCGGACCGGGAUUUUUCAUCUGUUCCAAUAAAUAGGCUUUCUCAGUAUCAGGUGACACAAAAGAAAUUGCAGGAGCUCUGGAAUAGAAAGCAGCGAGAGUACUUGUCGCAAUUACAAGUAAUCCCAGUUAGUUCACGACGGGCGGGAAUGUCUGCGAAUGGUAAAAUUAAUCGAUGCACCCCUCGAGUGAAGCAGGAAAGGGCGAAAAUGUGUGACGAGAUCCACGACGGAAAUUUGGUAACGAUUGACAACUCGGCCACCCCACGAGGAUUAGCAUUUGAAAAAUUGAAACAACCUACCGGAUAA